GGCAGCUUGCGCUACCUCGGAGAAGUUGCCCGAUUUGAAGCGCAACGGCUUCAAAGCACCCUGACGACUUCAGAAGUCUUCGGUUUUCAGGCUAGUCCGGCAAAGCAACCGGUUUCAACUUACACGCUUUUAGCGCAUGAUAAACCUUUCCGAGUUGACCCCUUACAUCCUGUGUUCCAUCUGCAAAGGUUACUUUAUUGAUGCUACAACCAUUACAGAAUGUCUGCACACCUUCUGUAAAAGCUGCAUAGUGAGACACUUCUACUAUAGCAACAGAUGUCCAAAAUGUAAUAUUGUCGUACAUCAGACGCAGCCCCUUUAUAACAUCAGACUGGACCGGCAAUUGCAAGACAUAGUGUAUAAAUUAGUUGUCAACUUGGAGGAAAGAGAGAAAAAACAAAUGCAUGACUUCUAUAAAGAAAGAGGAUUAGAAGUUCCCAAACCAGCUGUCCCCCAGCCAGUUCCAGUGAGCAGAGGAAGACCUCGAAAAGUUCUGGGCUCUGUGUUCCGGAUCCCACCAGAACUCGAUAUUUCGAUACUUCUGGAGUUCAUUGGAGCUAACGAAGGCACAGGGAAUUUUAAGCCUUUGGAAAAGAAGUUUGUGCGUGUUUCAGGGGAGGCAACCGUUGGACAUGUGGAGAAAUUUCUCAGAAGAAAAAUGGAUCUGGAUCCUGCUUGUCAGGUAGACAUAAUCUGUGGUGAUCACCUGCUAGAACACUAUCAGACACUGAGGGAAAUUCGUCGAGCCAUAGGAGAGAAUGCAAUACAGGAUGGUUUGCUUGUACUGCACUAUGGCCUUGUGGUAGCUCCGCUACCAGUAACUUAAAGAUUGCUAGAAUAUCAGAUGAUGAAACAAUCCGAAGUCAUCGAGCUUCAUCAGUGCUGUCUCUCACCAAAGAAGGGCAUCUUAUUUCCUGUGGCAGGAAGCAAGUAAAACAAACCACCACUAACUGCUGUAUACUUGUAAUUUGACAUCUGACUUUACCACUGUAAAAAUUACAGCUUCUGUAAGUACAGCUAUAGAUGUUGCUACGCUUAGUAUUACAAAUGACUGUCUCCAAAUUUCACUCAGCUCAGGGAACUUAAAUGCUCAGACUUGCUGCAUUUUUUUUUAAUACUUUGUAAAACCCCAGGAUCUCACAGCGUUAACUGCCUUUUUCCUCUAAACUAUGAGAUAUUGCAUAUUUUUGAAGUGUGUAGCUGGAACGGUGCUCUCAGGGAUGAUCCUCAGUCAGCAGUAUAGUGUAUUCUGGGAAGGAGACAGUCAUCUCCCUAAAAGGAGUGUUCUGUGAUUGUCUGUCUUCAGAUGUGAUUUGGGGAGAAGAGGGAAUUUUCCAAAUUCAGACCAAAAUAGGUAGAAAAUGACAUAUCGCAAGCAUUGUUUUUCAGACGUAGCAUUAAAUUUAGUUGUUUUUCUUCAAGAAAGACAAUUUUGUUUGCACUGGAAAUGUAUUUGGUGGUAGUUUGGCUUAUACCAAAUGGUGGAUCAUGUGUCUCUAGUCUUAAUGGAGAUGAGCCAGCUGGUUGAACUAUGCAUGUUUAAAAAAAAAAAAGAAAAAAGAAAAAAG
Struthio camelus australis is the source of this 1568-nucleotide messenger RNA. Lineage: Eukaryota; Metazoa; Chordata; Aves; Struthioniformes; Struthionidae. The record is from RefSeq and is a predicted model, not a curated record.